AUGUUUCUAAUUCGAGCCCUUGUUGGUAUUGCCAGCUUGUUUGCCCUGGCAGAGGCCUCUGACACUACCCAACCCAUGGACCUGGGCAGCGUGCUCGGGAGGCAUCCUAAGCUCUCUACGUAUUACAAGCUGAUUCAGAAAUUUCCCGAUAUCCUUCUACAACUCCCCAGUUAUGAUGGUGUUACCAUUGUUGCGCCUUCCAACGACGCUUUUGAACAGAUUCCGUAUACUGCCCUCUCUAAGAUCUGGGACCCAAGCGAUGCGAAGACCACUGUUCCCCUCCUCCAAUACCAUAUACUGCAGGGCACAGUAAGUGCCAUGAAGCUCAAGGCAGGCCCUGCGUAUGUCAAGCCCACACUCCUCAUGAAUCCCAAAUGGAGUAAUGUCACUGCUGGUCAGAACAUUCUCAUCAACAAACAACCCGAUGAUAUCGUCUUCAGUACGAGAUAUGGAAAUCGAGCCACAGUCAUCAACUAUGAUAUCAAGUUUCAAGGUGGUCUCAUUCAGAUCGUGGAUAGUCUCCUGAUCCCGCCUUCUGGUAUCCUUCAAGUUUUGAUGGCAAGCAAGGUCGAGUCGUUCCUUGGUGGUCUUUUCAAAGCUGGCCUUAUGCCCGAUCUUGCUGAUAGAAACGACAUCACGGUCUUUGCCCCCAGAGAUCAGGCUAUGGAGAACGUUGGCAGCACUCUCAACUCUAUGUCAGCAAAGGAGCUGGCUCGCGUCAUGGGCUACCACAUAGUGCCUGGAAAGGUUCUGGUAUCGACUGGUUUAGUCAACGGCACUUCCCUCAGCACAUUAGCGGGCGAGAAAACCUACAUCCGUCAGGUUGGCAACGAGAAGUUCAUCAACUCGGCCAAGAUCAUAACGACUGAUAUCCUCAUAUCCAAUGGAAUACUACACAUUAUCUCCAAUGUCAAUAAUCCAAUGGACGCUGAUGCUGUACCAAACCCUACUAUGUGGGCUCAAGCCCCUGUCUUUCAGUCUGCCCAGGCUGAUGAUGUCUUUCACUCGGCUAUCCCGUGCACCGCAAACUGUCCAGUGACAAAUACCCCGAUGCCUACACCAGCUGAUCAAGCAGAGAAUAACGCAGCCACGACGCCAUGGUUAACCACAAGGUCAAGCACUGGAGUCGCAGCUGCACGGGCUACAGCACAAAUUGCUGGUGCUGCACUGGGUAUUAUGGGGGUAGGUGCAGGAAUGGCAUUUCUCUGA
This is a messenger RNA of Fusarium coffeatum, 1209 nucleotides long. RefSeq lists its product as uncharacterized. The record is from RefSeq and is a predicted model, not a curated record. The coding region runs from base 1 to 1209 and encodes 402 amino acids. The transcript has 3 exons. NCBI's taxonomy places the organism in Eukaryota, Fungi, Ascomycota, Sordariomycetes, Hypocreales, Nectriaceae.